Messenger RNA from Falco peregrinus (peregrine falcon), 939 nucleotides. Its product is annotated as olfactory receptor 10AG1-like. The transcript has a single exon. Bases 1 to 939 code for a protein of 312 amino acids. The record is from RefSeq and is a predicted model, not a curated record. Gene Ontology annotation, cellular component: membrane. Gene Ontology annotation, molecular function: olfactory receptor activity; G protein-coupled receptor activity. Gene Ontology annotation, biological process: G protein-coupled receptor signaling pathway. NCBI's taxonomy places the organism in Eukaryota, Metazoa, Chordata, Aves, Falconiformes, Falconidae.
AUGCCCCGAAGAAAAGGCUUGGAGAAUCACACUGUUGGAUCUGGAUUCAUUCUUGUGGGGUUUUCUGACCUGCCCGGCCUGCAGGGCCUGUGCUUCACAGUCCUCCUGGUAAUCUACCUUGUGGUCCUCAUAGGGAACAGCCUGACUGCUCUCAUCACAGUGGUGGACUCAAGCCUUCACAGCCCCAUGUAUUUCUUUCUGAGGAACUUGUCCUUCCUGGAGAUCUGCUACACGUCGGUCACUCUGCCAAAAAUGCUGGUGGGUUUCCUGAGGGAAGAUGGCAGGAUCUCCUUCCUUGGCUGUGCUGCCCAGCUGUAUUUCCUGGUUUUGCUGGGCAGCAUCGAAUGCCUACUCCUGGCUGCCAUGGCCUACGACCGCUACAUAGCCAUAUGUGACUCCCUGCACUAUACCCUGACCAUGAGCAGGGUGCUCUGCAUCAGACUGGUGGUGGGGUCAUGGGUGGCUGUCGUACCAGUGCAAGUAGGACAGACCUACCAGGUGUUCACUUUACCCUUCUGUGCAUCCCAUGACCUUAACCACUUUUUCUGUGAUGUCCCCCCCCUGCUAGAACUGGCUUGUGCAGACACUUUCUGGAACCAUGUGAUGCUGUACACCAUCAUCGUGGUAUUUGCAGUCCUUCCUGCCUCCUUCAUAUUUAUUUCUUACAUUGCAAUUAUCAGGGCAAUUCUGAAAAUGCCUUCAGUUCUGGGCAGACACAAAGCUUUCUCCACCUGCUCUUCACACCUCGGGGUGGUGAUGCUCUUCUAUGGCUCAGCCACAGUCGUCUACUUAAAGCGACAGUCAAAGGAUUCCAUAGACACUGAUAAAUACUUUGCCCUGUUUUACACAAUUGUGACUCCCAUGUUCAACCCUGUCAUCUAUAGCCUGAGGAAUAAGGAAGUGAGAAUUGCCUUGAAGAGACUCCUACGGACAAAGUGA